CCUCGACGAGCCUACCUCACUGCUAUGGCUUUCCCUGCACGCCUCCUGCUCGCAUUCUGCGGCGCCUCUUUGGCGUUGGCCAACCCAUUGCAGCAUAGCGCAUCCACCUUUGCCGGUGCGACGUCCACCGCCGUGUUCCCCCCGCCUAACGCGACGAACACGGCCGUGGACACGUUCUUCCCAGACGCCGCAGAGGUUGGCCAUGCAGGUCCCACUCCCACGGGCGACGAGGCUUUUGUCCUCGAGACUGCCCCAGCCGCCCCCGUGAAGGGCGAUGUCUAUCCGCUUGUCAACCCCGUGGAGGCUCAGACGACCGUCAAGCAGCCUUCCUUUGACAUCAUGCGCUCAUGGGGCAACCUUUCGCCGUGGUUCUCCGUCGGAGACGUCUUCGGCCUUCCGGACGCCUCAGCCGCCGUUCCCUCCGGAUGCGAGCUUACGCAGGUCCAUCUCCUUCACCGGCACGGUGCCAGAUAUCCCACGUCUGGGUCUGGACCCAGCGCGUUCGCGGCCAAGCUCCAUGGCGCCGCGACUUCCGAGGGCUUCAGCGCGUCCGGCCCGCUCGAGUUCCUGAACACCUGGACUUACAAGCUUGGUGCUGAGCUGCUGACACCGUUCGGACGUCAACAACUGUUCGAACUCGGUAUUGCGUUCAGGGUGAAGUAUGGGCACCUCCUGAAGGACUUCACUGAUCUUCCUGUCUUCCGCACGACUUCAGAAGCGCGCAUGGUGGACUCCGCCUUGCACUUCGCCGCAGGUUUCUUCGGUGUGCAGCAAUACCAAGAUUCCUACCAUCAGCUUAUUACUAUCGAGGAUGACGGGUUCAACAACACGCUCGCUCCUUGGUCUGCUUGUCCCAACGCAAACAACGCGGUAGAGGACAUCGGCUUUGAUGCUGCUGCCAACUGGACGGAGAUCUACCUGAAGAAGACGGUCCCGCGGCUGCAGAAGCAUCUCAAAGGAGUAACGCUGGACGUCAAUGACGUGCAGGCCAUGCAGGACCUCUGUGCCUAUGAAACCGUUGCGCUCGGGUUCUCUACCUUCUGUGACCUGUUUACUGAGGAGGAGUGGAAGGGCUACGAGUAUGCCUUCGAUCUGGAGCUGUGGUACAGCUUCGGUCCUGGCAACCCUGCUACCGCGGCGCAGGGCAUUGGUUAUGUUCAGCAGCUUGUAUCACGACUCACCCAGACGCCCCUCACGAACUUUGACACGAGCCUCAACUCGACUCUGGACGGCAACAAUGUGACGUCUCCCCUUACCCAGCCCAUCUACGUGGAUGCCACCCACGAUACUGUCAUCUCGACCAUUUUGGUCGCUCUCAACUUCACGACUAUGGCGGCGAACGGGCCGUUGCCUGUCGACCACAUCCCGAAGCACCAGACCUACACCGGUCAGCACCUCGUGCCCUUUGCGUCGAACCUCGUUGGCCAGGUGAUGUCCUGCCCCGCAAGCAGCAAGUCCCAGGACAAGAAGUCCUUCAUCCGCUUCCUGUUGAACGACGGUGUCGUGCCGUUGACGGGGAUAGCUCACUGCACCGCCGACAAAAACGGCCUGUGCGAGUUGGACAACUUCGUGAAGGGCAUGACGGAGCGCAUCGCGGAGGUGGACUUUGCGUUCGACUGCUUCGCGAACUACACCGCGCCGUGGCCCGACCCGAUCAUCGACGGCCGGAUGCACAAGUAGUUCCGUACCGUAGUACUUCUCAGUCAUGUACCGCGGCUAUGAAUACAGUGCUCGUGUGCGUACCCGUGCACUCUUUA
Trametes versicolor FP-101664 SS1 is the source of this 1757-nucleotide messenger RNA. Its product is annotated as phosphoglycerate mutase-like protein. The transcript is spliced from 8 exons. Lineage: Eukaryota; Fungi; Basidiomycota; Agaricomycetes; Polyporales; Polyporaceae. The coding region runs from base 25 to 1680 and encodes 551 amino acids. The record is from RefSeq and is a predicted model, not a curated record. Gene Ontology annotation, molecular function: acid phosphatase activity.